GUAUGAUGUCUUCUUGAGUUUUUGUGGUCAGGAGUCAGGACACUCGCACGAACUUCACCGAUCACCUCUUUAACAAUUUGAUUCGGGAUGGGAUUAGCACUUUUAGAGACGACGAAGAGCUAAAAAGAGGAGAAAAUAUCUCUUCAGAACUGAUGGAAGCCAUUGAAAGUUCUAGGAUUGUCAUUAUCAUCUUCUCUAAGAAUUAUGCUUCUUCGACCUGGUGCCUUAGUGAGCUAGUGAAGAUCCUUGAUUACAAAAAACAUGGUCAAAUUGAAAAGGUUCUUCCUGUUUUCUACAAGCUGGAUCCAUCGGAUGUCAGGCAUCAGCAUAAUACUUAUGCGGAGGCAUUUAAGAAACAUGAAGAGCGUUUCAAAAAGGAGAGAAAAAAAGUUGAGACAUGGAGGUCAGCUCUCACAGAAGCUGCUAAUUUGGCAGGGUGGGAUCAAAGAAAUGUUGCAAAUGGGCAUGAGGCUGAGCUUACAAAGAUAAUUGUUGCAGAAGUGUGGGGAAUAGUGAACAAGCUAGGCUUGCAUGUGGCAGAUCAUCCAAUUGGGUUAGAUCCUCACAUUGAGCACAUUAAAUGUUUGCUAGACGAUGGUGGAUUGGGUGUUGUUCGCAUCAUAGGAAUAUAUGGCCUUGGUGGAAUAGGUAAGACAACUAUAGUGAAGGCAGUUUUCAACAUCAUGUUUGCUGAUUUUGAAGGUAGCAUCUUUCUUGCUGAUGUUAGAGAGGGCUCAAAACAAAAUGGUUUAGCUCUCUUACAAGAACAACUUCUUUCUGGUGUCUUGAAAAGAAAAGAGAUACACAUACACAAUGAGGACGAAGGAAUCAAUAUUAUCAAAGAACGUCUAUCCUGUAAAAGAGUUCUUAUUGUUCUUGAUGAUCUGGAAGAAACAAACCAUUUCUAUAAAUUGGUUGGAGGGCAUGAAUGUCUUGGUCUGGGAAGUCGAAUAAUCGUAACAACUAGAGAUAAACAUUUGCUAGAUAGUCUAGAUGUGGAUAAAAAAUAUAAAUAUAAAGUUGAGACAAUGAGUCCAAAUGAAUCUCUUCAACUUUUCAGUUCCCACGCCUUUCAACAAAAACAUCCAUUAGAAGACUAUGUGCAGCUCUCAAAUGAUGUGAUAUGUUACUCAGGGGGUCUUCCAUUGGCUCUUGUGGUAUUGGGUUCUCUUCUAUACAAAAGAAGUAAAGUUGAGUGGGAAAGUGAAUUGAACAAAUUAAGAAAGAUACCCAAUGGUCAGAUUUUAGAAAAACUUGAAAUUAGUUAUGAUGCAUUAGACGAUUUCAGUCAGACCAUAUUCCUUGAUAUAUCAUGCUUUUUCAUUGGUAAGGUCAAGAAAUUUGUAAUUACAAUUCUCGACGCAUGUGGCCUGGGCGGAGAAGCUAGAAUUAAACUUCUCACAGAGAGGUCUCUGCUAACAAUUGAUGAAUCUAAUACGCUAUGUAUGCAUGAUCUAAUUCAAGAUAUGGGAAGGGAAAUUGUUCGAAAACAGUCUCCUGGGAAGCUUGGAGGACGUAGUAGAUUGUGGGAUAUUGAUGAUGCCAUUGAUGUGUUGAUAAACCUCACUGGAACUGAUAUGGUUAAAGGCCUCCAAUUACACAUUGAUAAUUUUGAUGUGAAAGAUUUGGGGAACCUUGUCAUUCUUGAAAUGCAAGAUAGCGUACUCAAAGAAGUUUGGAAGGGAACCAAGUAUCUCACAAAGUUGAAAGAACUCAAUCUCAGUGGUUCAUGGAGCCUAACCUAUACGCCAGACUUCUCAGGGCUCCCAAAUCUUGAAAAACUGAUUCUCAAUCAUUGUAGAAGUCUGAUUGGAAUCCAUGGAAGUAUAAAAUGUCUUAAGAAACUUGUCAAUUUGGAUCUAAGUAUGUGUGAAAAUCUCAAGAAUCUUCCAAGUGGUAUUUCUUACUGCUCAAAACUUGAAACUCUGAACGUGUGGAAUUGCUAUCGACUCAAUUCACUCCCAAUGCUUCCAUCAAGUUUGCGUUCUCUUAAUGCAUCAGGUUGCGUCGAGUUGAAAUGGUUACCAAAUAUGUCUAACUUGAGAGACCUAAAGAUGUUAGAUCUUACAUGCUGUAAUAAGCUGAUUGAAAUUGAGUGCUUCCAGGCUUUGAAAUCUGCAACAACUAUAAACUUAGAUGAGUGCUUCAAUUUGAAAAGUUCUGCCAAGAAGAUAAUCUUUCAG
Macadamia integrifolia is the source of this 2183-nucleotide messenger RNA. RefSeq names its product TMV resistance protein N-like. The transcript has 5 exons. NCBI's taxonomy places the organism in Eukaryota, Viridiplantae, Streptophyta, Magnoliopsida, Proteales, Proteaceae. The record is from RefSeq and is a predicted model, not a curated record. Gene Ontology annotation, molecular function: ADP binding. The annotation marks the transcript as partial. Gene Ontology annotation, biological process: defense response; signal transduction.